AUGGUAUGCAAGAGUCGCGAGGUGGUGGACUUCUGCGUUUUCAACGAUAUGGUUUUGAUAACCAGAGAGAACGAGAUUGUUUAUCAGGCGUCCUUCAGCGACCUGUUUGUGAAGGACGUUUCCGAGGGCGACAAGCCGCAGUUGGUAUUGAUGACGUCCAGACAGUCUAUCGAUGUCAUGUUGAGUUCGACGAAAAAAAAAAUAGCGUUGCUUUCCAAGUUGGACUCGGUGAUUGCCAAGUGGAUGUCUCUUCGACCCGUUAAUCGAAAUGCGCGCGUCAUGGCCGGUUUUCAGCUGUUGAGCGAGAACCUUGACGCGGUUAUGCCGUUGGUUUCCAGAGACUGGACCGGCAGUCGAGUGAACAAAGGUCAAUAUGUCGCUCCGAGGGCCAUCACCGACGUCUCGGCGGACGCCUCGUCCAGCGUGGAGUUGGCUCCCUACGCCUCUGCCGCGACUAGUUUUCAAGAUCUGUCAGAGUUGCUGAACCUGGCGAAGAACGAGUUGAAGAGUCAGCGAGACAGGAUUGAUCGCAAGAAUUUUCUGAGUCGGUACAAGUUUUUGGGCUCGAAUGAAGAGGAGUCCUACACUAUGAUUAUGAGUUUGGCUCUGAGUCAGAAGGAUAAGAAGUCGUUUUUUUUUGGGUACAAGAGGAGGUGGCGAUACCAGCGGAACUUCAACAGUUUGAACAAAUCUCUCAUGCACAACAUGUCGCUGGAUCCCAGCAAGAAGAUCAACUAUAUUUUGAUGGGUCGGGUCAGGCCGUCCAUGACGAUCGAGCAGGCUAAGAAGCAGUUCUACAACCAGGUGAAGGAGUCUCCGUGGGCGAACCUGUUUAAGUUGCGGCCCUUGUCGGAGUACGUGGUUGGCAUUAAGGACAUGGACUGUUAUUUUGUGGACGAGAGCGUUUGCUUGAACCAGAUGCCGUCUUUGUUGAAGAUAGCCGCGACGACGCUCGUGACUCCCAUUUUGAAGCUCACUGCAGCGGCCGAAUUUUCCGGGGCGGAGGGGGGCGGUCAGAUUGGUCCUCACUUGAAUGGGAUUUCUGGCGAGAGGGACGUGUUGGUCAUCAACCCCGGGGUGCUUUACGACGCGCUUUCGCUGAUAGGGGACACGAGGCCGUUUUUGAACGCGAAUACGCAGGAGGCGACGGAGUUUCGCCAGAAGCAAGCGAUAGAGAGGAUACAGCUGAUGCUGGACAAGAAGAGCCUGCAGAGCGCUGGGCAGUUGCCCAGCGUCAUAUGGCCUGAAUACAGGGGGUUUGAAAUUUUGUCUUCCAAGAUACCGAUGAAGGUGACGUUGGACGUUUACUUGCCCUAUUGCAAGGACGAGAAAUACACGAUGCAGGUUCUUUCGGACGCGACGGUCGAGUCGAUUUACCAGAUCGUUUUUAGUCACGUGUACAACCGCGAGAGGCACAGGACGAGGAAGCGAAUUACGAAGUUCAUGAAGCGAAUUAUCGAGAUGGACGGAAGUGAUUCUUCUUCUGACAUUAGCGACCAGGACAUGAGGAACUAUUUCGACCGGUACAUUUCGAGCAUACACGGGGGUACGGUGGAGAAGAACAGCGUGCCGCACGCGCACCCGAAGGUGGAGUUGGAGGAUUCCGACAACAAGGGCGCGCAAAGUGACCGUGUCAACUUGAACUUGCCCGCGCACGGGAGUUUUGGUCGGGCCAGGGGUAGUCGCGUGCAUUUUGGAGAGGAGGCGGAGAAGAGGGAGGGGUUGCCGGACCAGGUCGUGGAGAGCGACGCGUACGCCGACCAGGCUAGGAACGCGAGCAGCCGAAGUUUUCAUCAUUCCAUAUCGGUGCCGCCUAGCAAGAAGUCGAUUUUUUCGAUCGUUUCGAACUCCAAGUUGUCGCAUUUGCUCAGGCCGUCGGAAGAGGUGGUCGAGCACGCUGAAGUCAAGAAGCAGGGGCGUCGAGCGCACAGGGGCGAGGAGCGUCAUUACCAGAACGACCUCUUGUCUGCUCAGAUACCGAAUUCUAUGUAUUUAGACGGGAAGCACGUGCAGAAUUCGAAGUUGGGGGAGUUGCCGCCGGAGCUGUUGCAGAGAGACGGCAAGUUUUCGGAGAAGGCGAGGGGAGUUGGUGGCGACGAGGUGGACGACGGCGAGUUGCGCGCGAGGGUCAGUUCGAAGCGGGCGAGGGUGAAGGACGUGGCGGACAGGCUGGGCCAACACCUUGAGGGGAAGGCGGAGGACUCGCAUCCGUCGGAUCCGCCGGGCGCGAGUCACCAGCAUCGCCGCCACGUGCAGGAGGAUGUUUUGCAUGCCCAGUCUACGAGGGGCGGGGGGUCGGCGAGAGAGGAGGGUCAGCGCUCGAAGUCGCAGGCGUUUCUGGCGCCGUCGGCGGUCGACAACGGGAGCCAGGCGGAGCAGUCGGAGGCGGGGUCGGAAGUGAUUGCGGAGUCGGACGCGAGCGGGGGGACCGAUAACCCGAACGAUGAGAACGCGGAUGGCGGGACGAAUCGGAAAGAGAAGAAGAAGGAGGACAAGCUGAAGAAGCAGAACAAGGAGAAGAGUCGGCAGAUGAAGAAGGAGCAGGAGCGACAGAUCAAGGAGGCGAAGCGAGCGUACAAGGAGUACGAGAAGAUGGUGAAGAAGAAGGACCAGAAGCUGAAGAAGGAGAUUGAGAGGACCAAGAAUCAUUGUUUGCACAACGGAAAAUACGUGGACGACUUCAUUCUUAAAGUGAACAGGGCGAGUGAGUUUUUGCUGCCGACGAAUCCGAUGAGGCACGACCGUCAGUCGUACUUGUAUGACUACGAUUACGUGCGACGGUGCAUCAACAACCAGACUCACGUGGAGCUCCGUUUUGUAGAAAAGAGCAGCGUGUUGUCGAUGGCCGGAGAGAAUUCGCCCGACAUCGAGAACUUGGCGGCGGACUACGCGAUUUGCAAGGUGACGCCGAGUCCUCGUUCGAUGCAGAUUUUGGACACGAACAACAACUGCGACAUAGUGGUGGUGAGCGCUGGAGAGGAGGGCAAGCGCUGGUGCACGAUGGAGUCGACGGACACGAUCGAGUUGUCGGUGGGGGAGGACAGUUCGAAGUUUACGCCGUUUUUUUCGGCGUUUGACGAGGAAAAUUCUCCGUACAAGGUCAAGAUUUACGACUGCGAGGAGGUGGAGGGCAACGUGGCGGCGCACGGCCGGUUGUUCGUGUCGGUGUCGAUGUACUACGGGAAGACGCGAUACGCGAAGGUGCUGACGAAGCAGGUGCGGCACUCGUCGAAGCCCACGUGGGACGAGGAGCUGGAGUUCAUAAGCAUGAGGAGCUUGCCUCGCGAGACGAAGUUGGUUUUUUCGCUGUACCUGCGCACAGACACGAGGAACGCGAGCAACCGGGUGCUGGGGGACGACGUGCCGCUGGGGUGGGUGAGCGUGAUGGUGUUCGAGUAUCGGGGGAGGAUAAGGCAGGGGUUGAGCGUGCUUCGGAUGUGGCCGGGGAGGUCGGACCCGUGCGCGGUUUGCAGCGAGAAUUUGGUGAAUCCGAAGCCGACGUUGUUGUACGUGGAUUUGUACAGCAACAGGAGUUCGUUCAAGGUGCCGAUGUCGAGCAAGAAGAACUAUUUUUCGAGCGUGGGUCACUUGUUCCAGACGCUGGCGACGUCGUUGGAGUUGAGGGAGACGGAGAGUUCGGUGUCGUCUUACUUGGCGGUGUCGGACGCGCCGAUGGAGGUGACGCACGAGAAGGUGGAGCCGAAUUCGGAGGAGCAGGAUUUUUUUUUCAGGUUGGCGCAGGACGUGAUGUGGACGCGUUUCCGACAGGAGGAGUUGCCGUUGCUGUGGAAGUUUCGCAAUUGGAUUCGGAGGCAGUUGCCGGAGCUGUUGCCGAAGGUGUUGCUGGCGGUUGACUGGCGAGAGAGGGCGAUGGUUAGGGCGUUGUACGAGGCGCUGGACGCGUGGCCGAAGUUGCCUUUGUUGAUAACGCUGCAGCUGCUGGACCACCAGUUUCCGGACCAGGUCGUGCGGACGUUUGCGGUGAAUCGGUGCCUUGCCAACAUCAGCAACAGCGAGAUUUACCUCGUCUUGCCGCAGUUGAUCCAGGCGCUGAAGUUCGAGCCGUACCACAUCAGCGCAUUGUGUCAGUUGUUGAUGAGUCGGGCCUAUUGGGGAGGGAAGAGGGUGAUGUCGGCGCUGUUUUGGCAGUUGAGGUGUGAGUUGAUGAGCGAUCAGACGGCGGGUGAGAGGCUUUCGUUGGUGAUAGAGGCGGCGGUGCGAGUGUGUGGCAGCAGGAUGCGUUCGCAGUUGAUUUCGUCGAUGUACACGGUGGAUUGUUUGAGGCGUAUUGCGGUGAACAUCAAGCUGCUGAAGGGGAGUUUGGCGUUCAAGACAGCGAAGUUGAAGGACUAUCUCCUGGAGGUGAAGUGGCCGGAGCAGUUUUGUUGUCCGGUGGAUCCCUGCAUAGAGUGCACGGGCUUUGAGUACGGUCAGUGCAGAGUUAUGGGGAGCAAGACGUUUCCGUUGUUUUUGACGUUCCAGACGAAGGAGGUGGCGACGAGCGAGCCGCUGCAGAUUAUCUACAAGGUUGGCAACAACUUGAAGCAGGACAUGUUGGUGCUGCAGGCGAUCAACGUGAUAGAUCGGAUUUGGAGGUCGGAGGGGUUGAACCUUUGUCUGAAGUACUACAGCUGCGUGCCGUUCGACCCGGAGUGCGGAAUCAUCGAGGUGGUGGCGAACGCGAGGACCACGUCGGACAUCAACAUCGAGUUUGGCGGGCUGCGAGCGGUAUACAGCGACUCGACGCUACUGAAGUGGCUCCAGAAGCAGAAUCCGGUUGAGAGCGCGAUGAAGAAGGCGGUUGUGAACUUCAUUUAUUCGUGCGCGGGAUACUCGGUGAUCACGUUCAUUUUGGGGUUCGCGGACCGCCACAACGACAACAUCAUGCUGUCGAAGCAGGGGCACAUUUUCCACAUCGACUUCGGGCACGUGCUGGGACACUACAGAAAGGUGUUGGGGACAUACGUGGACAAGACGAACUUCGUCUUCACGAAUCAGUAUUACACGAUCAUCGGAGAGCAGAACAUUUCGGAUUUCGAGGGGAUCUGCUACGACGCCUACAACCUUCUCCGCAAGCACAGCAACAAGAUUUUGAUUUUGUUUUCUCUGAUGUUGAAUCAGGGGCUGCCAGAGCUGAGCAGCAAGGCGGACGUGGAAUUCAUAAAGGACCGGUUGCAGCUGGAUUUGACUCAAGAAGAGGCCAAGCUCUACUUCAAGGAGAAGCUUCGAGAAAGCAGCGAGAACUCGACCAUCAAGUUGAACCACGCGUUCCACGUGGUUUACAGCGGCAUGCGCAACUAGGGGGGUGGCGAUUCCUGGCGUAGCUGGAGACGGCGCGCCCGCGCUCGGGGGCCUGGGGGCAGCUCGGGCUCGGCGUUAUAUUAUUGUGUAUAUAAGGUGCGUUUGUGUAUAUCAGAGGAUUGAAAUUUUUAGUUUUGAACCAAUAAAAUUUCUCAAAAUUGGUCUAAAAAGGCAAGAGCGCAUUUUGUAUUAGGGGGUCUUUCUCUCCGUUGCGUACAAGCGAUAGCUGGCGACGCGCCGUGGUUUUUUUUUCGCGAGACGGGGUUUGAAACUUGCGGCGAAGGCGCCGGCGAUGAGAAGGUGGCGGCGAGUCGGCCUCGGACGCGGCACGCGCGGCGUCUGGAGCGGAGGGGCGUUGCGAGCAGUAUCUGGGAAGGCGGGGGUGGUUUUUUGGUCGGCUUUUGAUGUUGGCAAGACGCAGAGAGUUGUACGAGGGUUUGGAGAUUUCGACUCGAGUUGCUCGCGGCGAAGGGGUGGAAAAAGCGCGUUGGAGGGCGAAGCCGCCAGGUAUGGAGGGAUCCUCUUCCCGACAAGGUUGCAGGAAGUGCUCUUGAUCGAGACGGUUCAAAAAAAUGCAUGGGAUUUCGCGUCUGGAAGCGCGAAAAACAAAUUUUGGUCCGAAAAAACCGAACUAGAGCGGCUUUGGCAGAUGGUUGGGGGGAGAGAGGCGGAGGUCGAUGACGACGUGCGUCGUGCGUGCGACGAACGCUUCGCGUCUCGAGUGACUGUGGGUUUCGGCAAACGCGCGCGCGAGGGGAGCGAGACGCAGCGUUGUUGAUGGGGACGCCGAGGAAGGAGCCUUUUUUUUCGAGACGUACUUUUCACUGGCGAUCAGAGCGCAGAGGGGGUGGAGAGAGGGGCCCGUCCUCGACGUGCGCGCGAAAAAAAAUGGCAGGCGCGAGUGAAAAAGGCAUCGGCUUCUGAACUCCUUUUCUCAAGAAUCCUAAGUGCAUCGUCGAGCAAAGAAUUCGGCCGAUGACCGAGUCGAAGGGCAGGAGAGCGCCGGUUUGGGGUUUUUUUGUAGCGCGGCGUGAAGGAGGGCUCGGGCUUGUGGCGCGACGCCAGCUGGAGCGCGGGGCUUGCCGUGUGACACACACCGGGCGUUCCACAAAAUU
This is a messenger RNA of Schistocerca gregaria, 6416 nucleotides long. RefSeq lists its product as uncharacterized. The coding region runs from base 1 to 5301 and encodes 1766 amino acids. Gene Ontology annotation, biological process: phosphatidylinositol-3-phosphate biosynthetic process; cell migration; phosphatidylinositol 3-kinase/protein kinase B signal transduction. Gene Ontology annotation, molecular function: 1-phosphatidylinositol-3-kinase activity; 1-phosphatidylinositol-4-phosphate 3-kinase activity. The transcript has a single exon. Lineage: Eukaryota; Metazoa; Arthropoda; Insecta; Orthoptera; Acrididae. Gene Ontology annotation, cellular component: plasma membrane; cytoplasm; phosphatidylinositol 3-kinase complex. The record is from RefSeq and is a predicted model, not a curated record.